GACUCUUUGUUCUGUUUCUCUUCGUUCCUCCCUUACUAUUCAGUGCCGGUGGUCAUCGAUUCUGAUCCUUUCCACUCACUCGUUUUCUCAAGGCUGGGCCAGCCCACAUUUCCACCCCCUCCUUGACGUCAAGGCUCCAGCCCCAGUAGUGCUAUGUAACUGGAUCGCUAUCUCCCAGCUCCUGGGCGGAUCCCAACCAUUCAAACUAUUGCACUCCAGCCUAUAGACAUAGUGCUUGUGUGUUCCCAGUCCAACGGAGCCGCUGCUCGAAUGAAGUGAGGGGUUGAGGGCUGGAAAGAGAGUGUGAGGAGCCCUGAACGCACUUCGGCCAAACGCAGCCCUCACCUGGAGAGCAGACCAUUCCUUACUGCAGAGACAGCUGGUGCUUAGCACCUUCCAACACCUGCGAGUUCCCUGUCUCCAGUAACAACAUCGAGGCGCUCAAAACGGAAUCUUCAGUGAUUUAGGAUUAAAGAGCACUAGUGAGAGGGACCGAGCUGUAAUCUGAUUAUAAACAGAGGCGUCCUUUAUACAGUUGGAAGCAAAGCUUCAGUUAAAAAAUGAAUUGCCUUCCUAUUCACUUGAUCGUAAUGAUAUUGGGCAUGUGUGCUGCUCAAAGACAUGUCCAGGUACAGGAAGGCCCAUUGAUCAGAGCAGAAGGAUACCACGUAACCAUUUGGUGUAAUGUAUCCGGAUAUGCGGGUUCCACACAGCAGAACUUUGAGUGGUCCAUCUAUCUGCCUUCUGCACCUGCAAGGCAAAUCCAGAUAGUCAGCACGAACGAUCCUGGCUACCCCUAUGCUGUGUAUGCAGAGAGAGUCCAGAAUAAUGAGGUCUAUGUUGAGAGAAUUGAUGGAGACUCAGCACUGUUACACAUUACCAACCUACAACUACGAGAUACAGGGGAAUAUGAAUGUCACACUCCUAAUACAGAAGCAACCUACUGGGGAUCCUACAAUGCUAAGGGGAAUCUGACAGUUAUUCCAGACACACUCAGUGCAACAUCGGUACCCCAGACCCUGGAUAAAGUUGAAGGUGACUCCCUGGAACUGGUCUGUGAAGUAUCUAAACAAACAGCACAGCACACACACGUGGCUGUCACAUGGUACAUACAGAAGGGAAAUCAGAACCUCAAGGUCAUCUCUCUCACACGAGAUUUCAUCCUACGUUCUGGAGAUUCAUACAAACAAAGGCAGGCAUCAGGAGAUGUACGAUUGGAUAAGAUUGGAGCGACUUCAUUCAAACUCACCAUCUAUAAACUGCAGGCAUUUGAUCAAGGAGAGUUCUACUGUGAGGCUAGAGAAUGGAUCCAAGACCCAGAUCGGUCUUGGUUCACCAUAGCUACCAAGCGCACUGACAAAACAAUUGUGAAUAUAAAAGCUACCGAUAAGAACUUCAAUGUUCAGUUAGAGAAUGAAAGGAGAAUUCUCACAGCUGGAGACACGAUGGAAAUAAGGUGUAUCAUUGAAGCUCAAAAUAUACAGGAUCGAUAUUUCUCAGUGUUGUGGAUUUUUAAUGGCACACAGAUUGCCAACAUUGGUCGAAAUGCUGUAGCGACAGUCAAUGGUGAAUAUGCAAACAGAGAUCGUCUGGGAUACGUAAGGUUCACGAAGGAGACAGAUACAACACACCUGCUGAAAAUCUACCAUGUUCAAUUGACGGACAGUGGCAAAUAUCAUUGCAGGGCCACUGAGCAUGAGAAAACGGUGACGAGAGAAUUCAUUACCAGAGAUACUAACAAAUCUCCAAAAGUUUUGAUCCAUGUCCAGUCAAUCAAAAGUAGCCUGAGUAUAACAGUUACCAGUAAUACCACUAAGAUUUUGGAGGGUAACUCACUCCAGUUCACUUGUGAUGUUCAAUCAGCAAUCAGGAACCACAGUCGCCUUUCUGUCACCUGGCAGUUAAUCAACAAACAGAAACAGGUUACUGAUAUCAUCAGCUUGGAUCAGGAUGGUACUCAGAUUAUUGGCACACUCUACCAUAAGCGUGAUGCUAAUGGAGAACUCAGGCUGACCAAACAGCGACCAGAUUCUUUCAUCUUGCAGCUACAUAAUUCAGUGAUAUUGGAUGAUGGACAGUAUGUUUGUACAGUCACUGAAUGGAUCAUGAAUGCGAGUGGGGAUUGGCAGCAGAUAGGAAAGCAAUCUGCUCAUAUUGUAGCUGUGAUAACACCUCUUGAAACAGGUUUCAGUGUUACAGCAAUAACACGAACACCAUCAGUGAUUUAUGAUAACGCAUUUCAGCUUCAGUGCUUCAUCAGACCAACCUAUCCUUCUCGAGUAUCAGUUUCUGUCACGUGGAAAUUCCAGCCUGCUGGAUCAAGCAACAGCUAUGACAUUAUCACAUUUGCCCGUGACACAUCCAUUUCAUGGGGAGAGAAGGCGACAAAUUUUACAAAUAAAAUAAUGAUAACAAAGGCAGUGUCCAACACUAUCCGUUUGGUGGUCAAUAAAGCCAGUGACUUAGAGGCUGGGAAAUACCAGUGCAUUGCUGAACUGUGGCAUCAAAACCAGAUGGACCAAUGGGUGAGGAAAAUCAGCAAAUCUUCCAAUAUUCUGGAGGUCAAGGUUAAACCCCCUGAUUGUAUUUUAAACGUCAAUCAAGUAAAAAGAAACAUUGUCGUGAAAGAAAAUGACAAUAUUCAUUUAAACUGCCACAUCACAAAUCAAACAAGACCAGACUCUCAAUUCUCUGUGCAAUGGUAUGUUCAAACAUCACUGGAGAAAGCGGACAAGCUGAUCCUGAAAUCAAACCGUGACUCUGUGGUCGAGUACAAGGACUGGUUAGGAAGAGACAAGAAGAAGGAGAGACUGCAGGUUGCAAAACCUUUUGCUGGACAUUAUACCUUGGUCUUACUAAAAGCUGACAUUAGUGAUAGUGGGAAAUACUACUGUCAUGUGGAGGAAUGGCUACUAAGCCCCAACAACAUCUGGUACAAAAUUGGGGAGGACACAUCUGGACUGACCACUGUCAUUGUCCAACGCCCAGAAAGCAACUUGCAAACUGAAAAAAUUGAGAAAAGUAUUACUGUGCCUGAGGACAGCCAAAUUCAACUAGAAUGCAAGAUCAGCAACCGUACCAACCUGGAUUCACAACUAUCUGUGACAUGGUAUUCCCAGAAAAUAAAGGAGGAAGAACCAUACACCAUUCUCCACCUGAAUCAGAAUUCUGUUUUUGAAUAUGGCAGCUCCAUCAAUAACAGUGCAAGUCUGAGGGAUAGAUUACAAUUUGAAAAAGCUACCACUGAUCUAUAUAGUGUGAUACUGCAGAAAGCAACUACAUCUGACACUGGCAGUUACUACUGUUAUGUGGAGGAGUGGCUGCUUGAUCCCAGUGAUGUAUGGUAUAAACUGGGAGAAGAUCAGUCUGGACUGACUAUCGUGACUGUACAACAACCAGAAUUUAAAAUGCAAGUGGAUAAAACUGAAUUGAAUAUUAGCGUACCGGAGAAGGACCUGUUUCAGCUCACCUGUAAUGUAACCCAACAAACACAAGAUAAUUCUCAGUUUGCUGUAACCUGGUUCGUGUGGAAAGUCAAACAAGGUGCUGACCAAAUCGUGAAGGAGACCAUUUUAAAAGUUGAUCACAAUUCAGUGUUUGGGUUCGAUGUUUCACUGGAUGGAGUUGAGGGAAUGAAGGACAGGCUGCAAUUAGAGAGACCUUCCAAUGGAUUGUACAGCUUGACUGUGCAGGACUCUGCAAGCAGUGAUACAGGCAAUUACUCAUGUCACGUGGAGGAGUGGAUUCAAACUGCCAACAAUAUCUGGUAUAAACUAGGAGAGGAUGAGUCUGGGCUGGUCAUGGUCACCGUGCAGGACAAAGGUUCUUCUCUUCAGGAAGCGAUUUGUUCAAAUGAUGCCCUUUUCUACUUCAUAUUUUUCUACCCUUUUCCAAUUUUUGGAGUCCUGCUUAUUGCCAUUUUAUUAACACGCUAUAAAACCCUAAACUCCCAGAAAAAGUCUGAUGGCAAAAAUGGUGUCCCACUGCUCUGGAUUAAAGAACCCGCUGUGACUUAUUCUCCAACAAGCCUUGAGCCGCCAGAUUUCAGAAUAGGACCAGGAAGCCUCGGUUAACAAAGGAACAGGGAAAUGGCUUUUGGAAAAAAAAUUAAAUGAUGUUCCAACUGAUGGGGUCAAAGUUAUAAUGAAUUAAGGAUCAAUAAUUACCCUCCCAAAAAAUCCAAGUUUGGAAGCAAUAUCUUCCAUAUAAAGAAUGUACAUUCUGAGAGUCAUGGCAGUGAGAUAGGAGGGAAAGUGGGUACUUUUAUUCCAAGAUAUUUGCCGCAAUUGGUCUCCUCCCCAUUACCCCCAAUACAAUUAGUUGAUAUAUUUGGAAUGUUUAACUUUACACUAAUGUAGAUGUGUAGUCUUCUGCCAACUGUUUUUACUGCAUGAGAGCUCUGCUUGUCACACUAGUCUGCCAUGUGUAAUAAGUCUGAUCUCAUUAAAAUGUCAGAUGAUCUCCUGAAUGUUAAGACUAUUGUCAAUUCUGAAGAAUACAGAACUAUAGCAAAUGCAGACCUGUGGAGAGAAAUAUUGAGCUGUAAUGAUGUAAGAUUUAAGACUUUUUAAUGCUUCAUUACACUUAACUGCUCCAAUGCUUAGUUACAAUGUCUGAGAAGAGUCAACACCAAGCUGGAAACAUCAUAGCUGGAGGGAUCGACAUAACAUCCAGACCUUCUAUUCAAUUAUUGCACUGUUCAGAACAUUUGAACAACGGAAUGAAAGAGGAGUGGCAAGUUCAUAGAAGAUGUGGCACUAAAGACUUAAAAGAUGUUGUGUCAGUUUUUGACAAGUGUGAAACGACUAGAACUUGUGCAAUAGAAAAGCAAGGAAGGACACCCUGCAUAGAUCGUCAUCAAUGUUAUGACUGCAUUACGACAGGAUUACAUGAAGACAAUAUUACUGAAUACAGGAUAUGGACAAUGAAAUUCCGUCCCUCCUUGGUGAAUUUAGAUAAAGCUCAAGCCGACUAUUAGCAAGUACAGCCAAUGUUUCUCAUUUAUGAAUUUUUGAUACAGAAAUCUGAUCAAGCUGCAACUGUGUAGAAUGGAAAGUAGUCAUGCAGCUGGAUAGUUUCUUUUUAUAUGUUGUUUUUGCACUUUUUGAAAAUCUUUUUAUUCUGUGUUUGAACAAGAGUCAUUAUGAUUGCCUGUUUUGUUCUGACUAUGUUCUUUUUGAAAGAGUGUCAUUUGGUCAAAGGAAAUGGUGACAAGACUGAACAGAUUCAGUGCCCAAGCAUGUGCUGACAGAAUCCUGGGUUUUGUUGCAAGCCCAUUUAAUCUAAUCAUGUAACAUGUAUCUCAACAUGAAUUCCUUUAGAAAAUUCUCAUAUAUUCCACAUUCAAGAAUAUUCUGUUGAAAGAAAAUCACUUUGUAUUUACCAUGUUGAUCAUGUAAGAUCUCACACCACACAGUGAGGUUAUGAGGUGGGCAGCAUUGAAUUACUGAUGACUUUUUUUAGGGUAAAAAUGUUUUGCACUAAAACAAAAAUGAUGACUUAAUAGAAUCACACUCUUAAAAACCACAAAUUCCACACUAGGAGGAGAAAAAAAUUAAUAUUUAAGUGAGGAAAGAGAAAUUAUCUUGGGAAGGUGAAUGCCAGAGAUCUGAGUGUUACGACAGCAUCAAACCAUGGGAUGGAGUUCAAUCCAAGAUCACAUGUGAGAAGAUUAACCAACCCAGCUGGAUGUUUGUGCAUAACUAGUUUAUCAGUUUCAUGUCGAAUUGAUAUAAUUUUAAUGCAAAUCAGAUUUGAAUCGAUAGGUGAUUGAUUCAUUUGCUCUGAUAGGAGAGAUCUCGGAACUGUUUAUGUAAAUCCCACCGCACAAAUUAAGCAGAAUAGAAUGAAAUAUAUUUUCCAGGUAAAAUUACUCUAUUUUCAUCUGUUUUCUGUCCCUCUGUUAUCAUAUAUCAUGCAUGUCAUUUUAUAUGAUACCCUCUGUAAUGGCAUUGUGGGACAACCCACAGCAGGUGGACUGCAGCAGUUUAAUCAGGCAGCUCACCAACACCUUCUCAAGGGCAACUAGGGACGAGCAAUAAAUGCUGGCCAGCCAGCGACGCCCACAAAUUAAUGAAACAAAAUGUAUAACAAACCAAGUAUCAGGAGCACAGUACUCAAACAUGUAGGGCUAUUGUAAGCCAAUACAUCCCUAAUCUAGCAUUUCUAAUUUACACACUAUUGUUACAAUUCACAAGAGCUGCAGGUUCAGAUGAGAUUCUGAUAAUACCUUUACCUGCCUUCAGUGAUAUUUGUUAGAUGAGCAGUGAUGGUUUAAGGCUGAAUUUGGUACUUCUAAGGCUAAGUGCUUUGUUAAAUUUGCUGUUCUUUUGCAGUUAGAAAACAGAUCAAUUGUAAUAAUGAAUUUUGUUUAAAACUGUUCUGGGUUUCUUCUAAAAUCCAUAUUUAUGCCUUGUUUGCAUGUCACACCUGCUGUAUGAUGUGGCACAGCAUCUCAUCCUGAAUGCAAUCACAUGAUUCCUCACCCGAUCAAGUAUUUAGCCAAAAGGCCUCCUUGUGAGUAUAUGACCUGUGGCACACAAUGUAUUAAUUGGUCAAAGCAGCAAGGGAGAACAAGCCUUUGAUUUCCUAAUGUAUACAGUUGUGUAUAUUCAUGAGUGGAGAAUCUGAAUGAGCUGUGGAGUUGACUUACAGUCACAUGGACUCUUCUACACAGUCCAAAUACCAGAUGAAAUGAUGGAUUAAAACACUAUAUCAAAGUAACACAAUGUACAAAUAGCCUAGAUUGUGUCCUUUCCUCCCUAGUGUCAUAAGUUCACAUUGUAGCAUAACCUCUGCAUUGCACAUCCACAUCACCAUAAUAAAAUCAACAUUUCUCAAAAGGUUUGAAUUCCCUGGCUUAUGAAACAUGCCUUAGCAGAUAUUUCCUCUGAAUUUGUGCUUCCCUGAAUUUGUGUUUUGCUAUUUUAAAAGUAUCUGUUACCCAGCUUGAUGUUGGAAAGUGAAACAUUCAUUUACAUAACUCUGAAUUUAUUACCUACUAAUCAUUUAAUAAGAGGUUUAAAAAAAGCACUGACUUAAGGAAGGUGUAAAAAUGUGUUGUUGAUGGAGUUAGUAAACCAAUGCAGUUUGUUUAAGUAAGGGUUCUCAAAUGUGAAUGGAAGAAUUGGGAAAUCAUCAGGUUAAUUGGUUCUCGAAGAGCUUAAGCAUUUUCUAAUGAUAAAAUGCAACAGAAUAUCACAAUCUCUACAAAGGCAUGGAACCUAAACAAUAAAUGAGUAAUCAAAUAUGUUAAAUAUCUCAGCUUGACUAUCAAUAUUGGUUAAAGGCUGUCCCUAGCUGUGUUCGUAAUAGAAAUGGUGAAUUAUGUUUUUGUGGAGUUCACUCAUGACAGGUCUGCAAAGAAGCGAUGAAUUUAUGUCUGGUAAUUAAAUAUUCUGCACAUUUUAUCCAGUAAUGGAUGAACUGUUUUGGGAACGCUGUUAUUCAAGAUAACAUGAAUAUGACAGGCUAUAGAAGGCACCAAUUUACCUGUUGAAAAGGCUUGUUUAAUCAAACUCACUGAAACAUUUGGCUGUACUAAGAAAGUGCACAGUUUUUCUGGGUGCAUAUCUUGAUACUGACUAUGAAAUUGCUGUCGGAUUAAUUCUAUUGGGCACUCCUAAACACUGUUUUAAUUCUAGAAAAUGUCUAGUGAAGGUUCACCAGCUUUGGAUAAUGCUGACUGUAAAAAGACAUCAGGGGUACAGAUUCUGAUAUACCCAGUAUGACCUGGGAGUUGUGAAGUAGUGUGAAAUGGCAUCAAUGAUAUUUCUGAACCAUGGCAAUUGGCACCAAAGCCAUGAAUGAAUAAAGUGGCAAUAUGGGUCUGUAGCACUUUAAGUCUUGGCUGAGCAAGCCAGGAAAGACAUAGCUGGCUUUGCGCUAGCCUUCAUAAAAGAUUAUAUUGCAACUUCAAAAGACAGACAGUAAUUGGGUGUUAUCUGGACCUUCAGCAAAUGCGCAUUCUGCUUUGAGUUUGGUUUGGAUAAUUGAGCAGAAACAUACAAGGGACAAAUGAUAAAGUCGAUGCUCGGGGCUUUGUUGCACAAUGCAAGAAAAUCUUAUAUUCAGCAGUAUUCUGGCAAUGCAAAUCAUGCAAGCAUACUCUUUAAUUAAUAUUUAAAUUAAGGUAUGAUGACAUGAAUGAUGUGCACUAUUCAUAUCAUUCCCUUUAACCUACAGGGAAACUGAUAAUGAAUUUCUAAUUGCGAUAGUGCAAGUUUCCAAGAGUUUUUUAAAAAUUGCUAUGGUUUUUAAUACUUUCAUUAUCUGCUUGUGCAAUCAAGAGUUUUUUUUAUUCAAUGAACAUGCAGUUGUAAACUGUUUAUUGAGAAGAGGCAUUAAAUAGCCUUUUAAAUGGCCUAUUCUAAAAAGGCUUUAAAUAGCCUUUUCUGGAAGGCAGUAAAUAGAAGAUUGAAAUUUUUGGUUUGGAUCAUUGAAUUAUAGAAUCUCUAUAGUGCAGAUAGGGGCCAAUCAGCCCACUGAAUCUGCACCAACCCUUCAAAAAGCAGCCCAUACCCCCACAUCAGGGCUUUAUAAAGAGUAAGUAUCUAUCUAAUAGGAAAUAACUAUAUGAUAGAAAUGGUAUCAAUACUUUUGAAAUCCAAGAUUAAAUAUUUCCCAAACCUUAAAACAUUUUCAAAAAAUUACAAAUAACAGCUCAUAAAUUCUUACCUUGCUCCUCAGUUAAAUAUCCAUUUAAACUGGUAUGUGGUUAAUCACCAUCACCUAUUCUGAUAGAUACAAAAAUGAAUUACAAUAUUGCAUUAUCAGCAAAGUAACACUGAGAAGCCAAAUAUUUUUUACACUGUCUUUUUUUCCCAUUUUGUUAAUUUUCUAUAUUCCUCCCAUACCACUUGAAGAUCCUAAAUCUUGCUGGAGAAUUCUGUUCUUAAGCUAUCUGCAGGGGUCAAGCAAGAUUUUGUUUUAACUUGAGUUCAUUUGAGUUCUGAAAUGGCUGAUCAAUGGCAUGAUCUGCAGAACCAAUCAGGUGACGGAUUAGGUGACGGAUGAAGGGUUGGGUAGGUGGACUAUUUAGAGAUUUAUGUCCCUCAAUUGCCACGACUUUACCUCUUCAUUUUCCGACACAACGUCUCAAUGCUCUCCUGAGCAAGCCUUCUCCAUUUUCAUUAUUCACAAGAAGGUCUUCCAUAAGUCAAUAGGUAUGUGAGACCUUUUUAGAAUGUUUUAUGGAGAUUGCUAAUGCAUUUCGGCCAAUCUCCUGGGAGCUUCCUGCUACAAUUGAGCUCCAAGUGGAACAUUACUUUAGGAGACUGGAAUCAGGAAAAUGAAUGGCACGUUCAGGUUCAGAGCUGGUUUUGACCCUUUGGCAGCUUUUUGUUAGGCAAUUUGGGUUGGAAAAAUUGGUCACUGGACCAUCUUUAAGCCAUCAGAUUUGUAAAAUCUUCUGAUGGCACCACUGGUGGUACUUCUGCAAUGCUUUGAGAUACUUGUCAAAGUCUUUGAAGCGCACGCAACUUUGCUGGAGUACGGUUCCAUGUAAAGCACCCCCAGUAUGCCAUCCCAUCCUGCUUGGCAUUUUUUAUGGCUGACCCUGAAUAGUAAUUUCCAGUAGACUGCCUGAUUAUGAGUCGUGUAAAGGAUGUCUGUGAACGUGUUCUCAUUUAGGUUUCACACAUGUUUUCUAGCCUCAUUCUGUCUAGAAUUCAGCCUCUGGGUGAGGGUGGCUGGAUAUAGUAUGCAGCUGCUUCUCUAAGAGAUCAAAUAAUUCAGUACACAUCAUUAUUCAACAUGGACCUUUCUUUCCUGGGUCAUUUCUAUUCUACCCUGAAGGAAACUGCUUUCAGAUAAUCAUACAGUACACAAUGUGGUCAUUGUGCCUUUGACAGGUCUCCGAGGUAUCCAGAUUUGUACCACUACCAUCCUCUUGCCCCUAACAGUGCAAACUUUCCCUUUUUGAGGCUGUUCCAGUUCAUUUUUGAAUCUGCUUUCAGCACCCUUUUAGGCUAUGUCUUCCAGUUAAUGAAUGUAAUUACAGCUUGCUACUUAAAAAGAGUUCUCCCCAUUUCCCCUCUGGUUCUUUAGACAAUUAUCUUAACUAUGUACUUUUAAUGCCAGCCUUCUGCCAGUGGAAAUAUUUUUUCCUCAUUUAUAUUUAUUAAAAAAAAGUUCAUUUGAAAUGUUACAUAUGUUUGGGAAGCUGUGUGGGUAGAGGAUACGGAUAUCAAAUAAACUGGUUAGAGACGUUAGGUAUUUGCUAAAGUUCCAAACAAUUUUUUUCAAAUCAGCAUGAUUCCUUUCAGUGCAAUUCUAAUAUGCUUGCUAGACAGAUUGAAAAAGAGCUAUUCAAAGUGUGUAUAUACCUUUGAGUCCACCUUAUUACAAAUAUAUUUUCAACAAACACAUCUUCCAUUUCUCACAUCAUUUAUCAAUAUGUGGGACGACUGGGGGACUGGGUCUUUUCAACUGGAGAAAUGCAGCAAAUCUCACUGCAUGUGUCUUCCUUCCUUUUAUUUCUAGUUCUGCAAAUUUAAAUUUCAAAGAGGAAAUGAGUUAUAUGUUAAAACAAUGCUAAAUAAUAAUUGAGGGCACCAUUUUCUGGUUGGUCAAAUUCAAACAAAAUAAUAGCAGGUAUUAGCAGCAGAUCUGUAUCUCAAAUAUAUACAUAUAUUUCUAUUAGUUAUGGUAGCAAAUAUCAUUUUACAUUACGUUUAAUUAUGUCUGCAUGUAUUAACCUAAUUAUUACAGCACUCAUUAUGUUUAAUAAGACUGUAUUUUUGUGGUUUAGAUAUUGCUGGUGGAAAUCAAUAUAACAUAACAUUGAGUUUUAGUAUAAUUUACAAUAACGUGAACCCAUGGCCCUCUGAACGAGCCAUAUCAUUUGUUAUCACACCUGGGGUAAAGGUGGGUAUUGAGACAAAGUGAAAUUGAAAGCUUUUAACCCUUUGAAAAAAAUUUAUUUUCAAAAAAACUUCAAAAUAUAUAUCGGUUAUUUUGAAAAGUUGGGCAGGUGGUGGAUGCAAGGUACAUUACAGGACUUGAGUAUAAUGGAUUGUGCAUAUCAGGAUUGAUUGUCUCAUGCGAGGCUGUCUUCUGCUAUUCUACUCAUGAAUGUUAAUGAAAUAUGUUUUGAAAUGGUAUCAGCAAACAACUACUAGUGAAUGGGACCAAAUGUCAGCGAGUUAUUUCACUUUCAAAAGCCCACAAGCAUCCUGAAGCUGUUCCUGUUUUGAAUUUGAGUUUAAGUGUUUCAAUGCUAUUGAGUAGAGCUUGUAAUGAACAUAUUUGAUUAUUGCCCAUGCAGCAACAUUGUCCAAUGAUCAGAAAGUGACUUAUUGCAAACUUCUUCAAUGGCCGGGUUGAUCAUCAGACAAAAGAGGUUAUGUUUUCAUCCUCACCACAUGGACAGUACUCUAGUGAAGUGAAAUGUCCUCCCCCUCCCAGCCUGUUAUGGAACCCAUCAAUGGAAUAAAAUUCAAGUGGCUUGAACAUUUGGCAGUGCUCCACUCCAUUAGCUUACUGCCUAUUUGAAUACUAGAUGCAAAUUUACCCCAUAGUUUCAGCAGAUCGAAAACUGAGAUUCUGAGUGCCAUUAGAAAUACAAUUAAUCUCAUUCAGCCAACACAACGCUAAUGCCCAUUGUAAGGUUUCCCGCACAGAUAGAUGUGAAUUGUGGAUUUGCAAAGAGAAAGCAAACAUUACAAGUGAACUGCAAGAAUGAUAACUUGUCACAGUAACCAAAUCCAUUGCAUUUCACGUGGUCAUAUGUUAGUACUGUAGCUUCUCCAACAGAGUGUGCUGUAACUUAUGGCUUACAAUGUAACUGAACAUGCUUCCUUGAAGAAAUUAUUGUGUAUUAAAUCAGAUUCAUUCUAUUUUAUUCACAAUUUCUCAAAACUUUGUCAGAUUGCCACAGUCAAUUCGAAAUGUCAAACUUUGACACAAGCUCUUUCAUUAAUUUGGUAGAUAUGUAUAAUUUUCCCCUCAUGAGAUUGGUGCACUUUGUACCCAUAAUGCUGACAUAUUCUCAAAAUGAUUUCACGGGGUCCCUGCACUGCCUGCUGGUCGAGAUAUUCUACAAGAUGAGACCUUUUAAUUCGAAAUCUUACUCUAACUUGGAAAAUUGUUGGAAGAUUGAAAAAUGAACCUUUCAUACAAUCAGUCUGAUGUAUUUGCUUCUGUGUAUAGGCCUUUCUUCCAGCAUAACCCGCUAUAUAGUUGACCUGAAUUUAAAUUUGAAAUUGUGAGGUGGCAGUCUUUACUCCAAACCAUGAUCAAAACAAACAAUCCUAUACUGUUGGCACUGUGAUAUUUAUUGUCACUGAUGUAGAACUCUUGUCAUAAAUUGACACUUCAACUGAAGCAUAAAUAUUGCUUAAAAAUGUUAAAGAAUAUUCCCAGUUUCUCAUUGUUUGGACAGAUGACCUGUUUUAGGUAUUUUCUAUGUAUUAAUAGUGCAUGAUAUGGCAAAAUUUCAUUUGUGAUGUAUUUUAAUGUAAAUUUUAAAAUGUGGUGUGAUUUGUUUGAAACCUUUUGUCAUUU
Messenger RNA from Chiloscyllium plagiosum (whitespotted bambooshark), 12504 nucleotides. RefSeq names its product immunoglobulin superfamily member 3-like. Lineage: Eukaryota; Metazoa; Chordata; Chondrichthyes; Orectolobiformes; Hemiscylliidae. Gene Ontology annotation, cellular component: membrane. The record is from RefSeq and is a predicted model, not a curated record.